Doryrhamphus excisus (bluestripe pipefish) is the source of this 4768-nucleotide messenger RNA. Its product is annotated as poly [ADP-ribose] polymerase tankyrase-1-like. Gene Ontology annotation, molecular function: NAD+ poly-ADP-ribosyltransferase activity; protein binding. NCBI's taxonomy places the organism in Eukaryota, Metazoa, Chordata, Actinopteri, Syngnathiformes, Syngnathidae. The record is from RefSeq and is a predicted model, not a curated record.
ACUUUCACCGGAAAGGCGGAGCAGCGUUUAUUGUUGCUCGUGAGCUGCUGUAAUGGCGGUGUCUCGUCGCUCCGCGCAGCAGCAACAGCAACAGACUAGCAUACAGUCACCGCCAAGGAACAGCUCGCUUUCAGGUGGUCCUUCGGCAAUUGCGCCGAUGGCGUUGGUCAACUCACCGCCAGAAACCGAACGGGAAUGCAGCGGAGGAAUCGAAGCGUCUGCGGCAUCCCCAGACUUCCCUGCCCCAGCAGUACUAGCGAGCAGUGCCAGCUCAAGUACGACAACCUCCGGGGGCAGCAGCGGCUCAAGCCCCGGAUCUGGGGCCACAAGCCCCACGGACGGAAUGAGCGGAAUCGGCGGCGCGUUCAGGGAGUUGUUCGAGGCCUGUCGCAAUGGGGAUGUGUCGAGAGUAAAGAGGCUCGUCGACUCUGUGAACGUGAACGCUAAAGACAUGGCUGGUCGAAAAUCGACUCCUCUCCAUUUCGCUGCGGGUUUUGGCAGGAAAGAUGUUGUGGAGCAUCUCCUGCAGACGGGAGCCAAUGUCCACGCCAGGGAUGACGGAGGACUAAUCCCCCUGCACAAUGCAUGCUCUUUCGGCCAUGCUGAGGUUGUGGGCCUCCUCCUGUGUCAGGGCGCAGACCCCAAUGCCAGAGAUAACUGGAACUACACCCCUCUGCAUGAGGCCGCCAUCAAGGGAAAGAUUGAUGUGUGCAUAGUGUUACUCCAGCAUGGUGCCGAUCCUAACAUACGCAACACUGAUGGAAAAUCAGCUCUGGAUCUUGCCGACCCUUCUGCCAAGGCCGUACUAACUGGUGAAUACAAGAAAGAUGAACUCCUAGAAGCAGCGAGGAGUGGAAAUGAAGAAAAACUGAUGGCUUUACUGACUCCAUUAAAUGUCAACUGUCAUGCCAGUGAUGGGCGAAAGUCAACAUCUCAAAAAAUGCUGUCAACUCCACUCCACUUGGCUGCCGGCUACAACCGAGUCCGCAUUGUUCAACUUCUCCUCCAGCAUGGAGCUGAUGUUCAUGCUAAGGACAAGGGCGGCCUGGUUCCUCUUCACAAUGCUUGUUCCUACGGUCACUUUGAGGUUACUGAGCUUCUGCUUAAGCAUGGCGCCUGUGUCAAUGCUAUGGACUUGUGGCAGUUCACUCCUCUCCACGAGGCAGCAUCCAAGAACCGUGUCGAGGUUUGCUCUUUGCUCCUGAGCCAUGGGGCUGAUCCCACUCUGCUCAACUGUCACAGCAAGAGUGCUGUGGACAUGGCCCCCACUCCAGAGUUGAAAGAGAGGCUGACAUAUGAGUUCAAAGGUCAUUCACUGCUGCAAGCGGCACGUGAGGCAGACAUGGCCAAAGUGAAGAAGACCCUGGCUUUGGAAAUCAUCAGCUUUAAGCAUCCUCAAACCAAUGAGACAGCCCUGCAUUGUGCUGUGGCGUCCCCCCACCCCAAAAGGAAACAAGUGACUGAGUUGCUGCUGCGUAAAGGUGCCAACAUUAAUGAGAAGAACAAGGACUUUAUGACUCCUUUGCAUGUUGCUGCUGAGAGAGCUCAUAAUGAUAUUCUGGAGGUGUUGCAGAAACACGCAGCAAAGAUAAACGCUGUGGACACACUCGGACAGACAGCUCUGCAUCGGGCUGCACUGGCUGGUCACAUUCAAACCUGCAAGCUGUUGCUAAGCUAUGGGGCCGAUCCAUCCAUCGUGUCCCUGCAGGGUUUCACUGCUGCCCAGAUGGGUAAUGAAGCUGUUCAACAGAUUCUCAAUGACAAUGUGCCCACACGUAACUCUGACGUGGACUACAGGUUUCUUGAGGCAGCCAAAGCAGGAGAUCUUGACACAGUGCAGCAACUGUGCACCCCUCAAAAUGUAAACUGUCGGGAUUUGGAGGGCCGCCACUCAACUCCACUCCACUUUGCUGCUGGUUACAACCGAGUGGCUGUAGUCGAAUAUCUACUUCACCACGGAGCUGAUGUCCAUGCCAAGGACAAGGGCGGCCUGGUUCCACUGCACAAUGCAUGCUCGUACGGCCACUAUGAAGUUGCUGAGUUGUUGGUCAGACACGGAGCUUCAGUCAAUGUUGCUGACUUGUGGAAGUUUACACCGCUUCACGAAGCAGCAGCCAAGGGCAAAUAUGAGAUCUGCAAGCUGCUGCUCAAACAUGGAGCGGAUCCCUCCAAGAAGAACCGUGACGGCAACAUGCCACUGGACAUGGUGAAAGAUGGAGACACUGACAUCCAGGAUCUCCUUAGGGGUGAUGCGGCCCUGCUGGAUGCAGCGAAAAAAGGUUGCCUGGCCCGUGUCCAGAAACUUUGCUCCCCAGAGAACAUCAACUGCAGAGACACUCAGGGCCGCAACUCCACACCCCUCCACCUUGCAGCGGGUUACAACAAUCUUGAAGUGGCUGAGUACCUGCUGGAGCAUGGGGCUGACGUCAAUGCACAGGACAAGGGAGGCCUUAUUCCUCUCCAUAAUGCUGCCUCCUAUGGCCAUGUUGACAUUGCAGCUCUGCUUAUCAAGUACAACACAUGUGUGAAUGCCACAGACAAAUGGGCAUUCACACCCCUCCACGAGGCAGCCCAGAAGGGUCGCACACAGCUCUGUGCGCUCCUGCUAGCUCAUGGGGCUGAUCCAACCAUGAAGAACCAAGAGGGCCAAACAGCCCUGGAUCUGGCCACGGCUGAUGACAUCCGAGCCCUCCUCAUGGACGCCAUGCCCCCAGACUCUCUCCCCAGUUGCUUCAAGCCACAGGCCACAGUGGUCAGCGCCGCUGUCAUCUCCCCGGCCUCCACACCAUCCUGCUUAUCUGCUGCCAGCAGCAUAGACAACCUGGCUGGACCUCUGACAGAGCUGGCCAGUGGUGCUGCUGCUGGGAAUUCCGGAGUAGCAGAUGGAGCAACAGGCACUGACCGCAAGGAAGGAGAGAUGACAAUGGUGGACAUGAACAUCAGUCAAUUCUUGAAGAGUCUUGGUCUGGAGCACUUGAGGGACAUUUUUGAAAGAGAGCAGAUCACUUUGGAUGUCCUUGUUGACAUGGGCCAUGAGGAGCUGAAAGAGAUUGGCAUCAAUGCUUACGGUCACAGACACAAACUUAUCAAGGGUGUAGAGAGACUGCUGGGUGGCCAGCAAGGUGCAAAUCCAUAUCUGACAUUCCACUGUGCCAACCAGGGCACUAUCCUCAUAGACCUCGCUCCAGAUGACAAGGAGUAUCAGUCUGUGGAGGAGGAGAUGCAAAGCACCAUCAGAGAGCACAGAGAUGGAGGCAAUGCAGGCGGUGUCUUCAGCCGAUACAACAUCAUCAAGAUCCAAAAAGUGGUGAACAAGAAGUUGAGGGAACGUUACACACACAGGCAGAAGGAGAUCGCAGAUGAGAAUCACAACCACCACAAUGAGCGCAUGUUGUUUCACGGUUCCCCAUUUAUCAACGCCAUCAUCCACAAAGGCUUUGAUGAACGUCACGCCUACAUCGGUGGAAUGUUCGGAGCAGGUAUUUACUUUGCUGAGAACUCCUCCAAGAGCAAUCAGUACGUUUACGGCAUCGGCGGAGGCACAGGUUGUCCGACACACAAAGAUCGGUCCUGCUACCUGUGCCACAGGCAGAUGUUGUUCUGCAGGGUGACCCUAGGAAAGUCCUUCUUACAGUUCAGUGCUAUGAAAAUGGCCCAUGCUCCACCGGGACACCACUCUGUGAUUGGGAGGCCCAGCGUAAAUGGCUUGGCUUAUGCAGAAUAUGUUAUCUACAGAGGAGAGCAGGCUUACCCCGAGUACCUCAUAACCUACCAGAUCUUAAAACCAGAGAGUGCGGCCCAGUCUGCUGCAGGAGCUGAACAGAAGUCAUAGUUGCACACUCACACACCCAGACUGAAUGCUUUUUUCCCCCCCGUUUGUACUGACAAUGCAUAAAAGGUGUUUUUUUUUUCAGUUUUCCCCCCAGUGGGCUCCAUGGUGACCAGUGCUUUGUGAGCAGAUAUGCUGUAUAAUUAUCUUCUAUUUGUCUCUUUUCACUUUGUGUGCAUUAGCUGCAUGUUAACACAUGAGCAUGUGUGGCCCAGUAGUGUGUGUGGGUUACUUAUCUCGGUAGUUUGCCACCCUUUUAGCCUCAUGCCUAAUGAUGGUGGAGAAUUACCAAUGUCUCAUAUCUCUUUACACACACACACACACACUCUUUGAAAUAUGACGAUGAAUACAGCCAUAUCUGGGUUCAUGCUGUAUAGGUAGGAUUCAAGGUGAACACUACAAAAGGUCAUUGACAGUUAUCCUGGAAUGUUGACUGUGAACUUUCAGGACAACUGCUGACUGUUUUCAGUGCUUUUUAGUUAGGUUGCACACGCUGUGUGGAAGGUUGAGAUACAUUUAUUGGUCUGUGAGAGUACGCUCAGUAACGCAGCUUGUUUGCAAUAUAAAACCUCCUAAUAGGUUGAGGUAUAUGCUACACAUAUGGAUGCUCUACAUUCAAAGCAUUAUGUAUGACAGAAUAUCUUUAGUGUUGAAACAUGCUUGUGAUGUUUUAAAAACCGAUAGCCAGUGAACUCAUCGAAGCAUCUUGCUCUCACCGUCUUUGCAAAGACAUCCCAGGAUUUGCACUUUUACAUAGAUAUCUAUUUAAGUUAUUUUGAAUUUAAAUACAUUUUCAGGAAAAAUAAUAUUUGUACAGGUUGUGUAAAUGGUUGUUUAUAACAGUUGCUGUUUAACAGUGUCUUAAGUUGAACAUGAAAUGUGGAUUUUUUUUUCCUUUCAUGUCUUGAUUUCCUUUUUUUUUUUAAUAAAUGUCACAUG